CUAAAUUUGAACACCAAAUAACACUUAGUAAAUUAUCAGUGACUGUAAAUUAAUUUGUUUCGAUUCCAAUUUGGAUGAGAUGGAGAUGGAAACGGCGAACGUGAAUGAGACAGAAAGCCAGGUCCUUCUAGACAGCAUAUCUAGGAGGUGGCGUGAUUUUCGGGACAACAAGCAGUUUAUAGACGCCACCAUCGUCUGCAGCGACGGAGGCAGUUUUUCCGUUCAUAGAGUCAUUCUUUCGGCGUACAGCAGGUUUUUCAAAGCGAUGUUCACGAACCCCAUGAGGAUCGAUGAGGGUAACAAAUUCGAGCUAAGGAACGUCAGAAGUAGUGAGUUGGAAGUUUUGCUGAGUUACGUGUACGAUCGUCAGCUGGACAUCAACUUGGAUAAUGUGUUUCAUCUCCUUCACGCUGCAGAUUAUCUCUCCUUCUUGGAUGUCCACAAGGCCUGCGUGGAGUUCCUCAAGAACACUCUGAACCACAACAACUGUCUGAGCAUCAGGACGUUCGCAAGGAACCACUUCAUUGAUGAUCUGGAGAAAGACGCCCAAAUGUUCCUGCACAAGAACUUCCCUCAAGUUGCCGAGAGCUCCCAGGAAAUCCUCUCCCUGCCUCUGGACGAGCUCGUGCCCAUCCUGGACUCCGACCUGUUGAAUGUCAGGAACGAGAAUAUAGUGUGGAAGCUUGUAAUCCGCUGGGUCGACCAUGACAAGGAUAGCCGCAUUCCUCAUCUGGUCGCUCUACUCAAAUGUAUCAGGCUGGGGCUGAUGGACGUACAGUACUUUCUAGAAGAGGUGAAGAACCACCCGUAUAUCCUGGGCAAUGAGGCUUGCAGACCAGUAGUGAUAGACACGUUGAAGGUGCUGAUGGACGUUGAGACCAUCACUCAGCAGAACGGAGUAGUGCUGACGCCGGAGUGCGCCAGACCGAGGAUACCCCAUGAGGUGUUGUUCGCCAUCGGGGGAUGGAGCGGAGGAAGUCCGACCAACGCUGUGGAAACCUACGAUACCCGGGCGGACCGCUGGAUCCAGAUUCUCGAGGCGGACCCUACCGGGCCCAGGGCCUACCACGGCACAGCUGUCAUUGGCACAGACAUAUAUGUCAUCGGUGGCUUCGAUGGAAUGGAAAACUUCAACUCCUGCAGAUGCUUUAAUGCUGUGACGAAAACUUGGAGGGAAAUUGCUCCAAUGCAUGAACGGAGGUGUUACGUGAGUGUGGUGGUGUUAGGCGACAUGUUGUACGCCAUGGGAGGUUACAACGGACAUCACAGACAGAACACUGUGGAGAAAUACGACUACAGAACUAACCAGUGGACUGUGGUAGCUCCUAUGACAGUUCAGAGAAGUGAUGCAUCCGCAACCGUCUUCAACGGCAAGAUCUACAUUACCGGAGGGUUUGAUGGUAGAGAAUGCCUCAACACAGCAGAAGUGUACGACCCCGCCACCAACAUGUGGGCCAUACUGCCUCCCAUGCGGUCUCGGCGUAGUGGGGUGUCCUGCAUUGCCUACAGAGGCUGCAUCUACGUACUAGGAGGGUUUAACGGGGUAUCUCGUAUGAACAGUGUAGAAAAGUUCAACCCUUCGACCAACCAAUGGCACGCUGUUCCCGACAUGUACACGAACCGCAGCAACUUCGCCAUUGAGGUCAUAGACGACAUGAUUUUCGCCAUUGGCGGAUUCAACGGCAUGACAACCAUACAUCAAGUAGAGUGUUACGACGAAACAACAAACUCCUGGUCCAUCCGGAGAUUUCGCGACGUUUCGAAAUCUCGUCUCCGUCGUACUAUCUUCACCAGGUGCUCCUCCCUCAGCCGCGCCGCUCCAAUGCGAGGAGCCUGGGGGGACGGUGUGGAGAGAACGGGGGUUAGGAGUAGACUCAAAAAGGAACCGGGCGUGUGGUACGAGGCAACAGAUAUGAAUGUGUUUCGCUCAGCGCUGUCAGCCUGUGUAAUUUCCAACCUGCCCAACAUCAACGACUACAUUCAUCAAAACCGGGACAUGCUGAUGGAGGAGAAGCGACAACGGUUGUUGGCGUUGAGUCAGAACGACAGCAACAACAACAACAACGACAAUACCGCAGCAAUCAGCACCAACAACUCUGCAAUUGCCAACAUCAGUCAAGCUAUUCAAGAGGUCAAUAACGCUGUUGGCAUGGCCGAAGAAGAUGUGGAAGCACCAGCAGUCGAAACAGAAGAUGUUCCAAUGAACUAGGGCAGGAGACGUGUUUUUCCAGAGAGAAAAUUUGUGUUUUAACAUUAUAUAACAUGUCGGC
This is a messenger RNA of Macrosteles quadrilineatus (aster leafhopper), 2270 nucleotides long. RefSeq names its product kelch-like protein 10. The record is from RefSeq and is a predicted model, not a curated record. Bases 80 to 2209 code for a protein of 709 amino acids. Gene Ontology annotation, molecular function: protein binding. The transcript has 12 exons. NCBI's taxonomy places the organism in Eukaryota, Metazoa, Arthropoda, Insecta, Hemiptera, Cicadellidae.